UCAUCCACAUAUCCAAAAAUGGCCCCAAAGCAAGAACCAUCCAGAUUCGAGCAGAUCAAGAAUGCUCCAGCCUUCACUGCAGCCGUGCAGGUGGCUCUUUUUGCUGCUGGCGUUGCUUUCAUCCAGUCUCCAUUGAUGGAAUUCUUGGUGCCUCAGUUGUAG
This is a messenger RNA of Metschnikowia bicuspidata var. bicuspidata NRRL YB-4993, 162 nucleotides long. It is a transcript of the gene TOM6, whose product is annotated as Tom6p. NCBI's taxonomy places the organism in Eukaryota, Fungi, Ascomycota, Pichiomycetes, Serinales, Metschnikowiaceae. The annotation marks the transcript as partial. The record is from RefSeq and is a predicted model, not a curated record. Gene Ontology annotation, biological process: protein import into mitochondrial matrix. The transcript has a single exon. Gene Ontology annotation, cellular component: mitochondrial outer membrane translocase complex.